GAUGAUAAAUGAAGCUUCUCUGUGAGUGCAGAUGGAGAACUACAGUAAGGCUCGGACGGUGGAGCAGCCGUCUGUCUGUCCGUUCCCCGGCCUCCCCCCCGACACGCCGGAGGUCCACGUCAAAGACGGCAGCAAGAUCCGCAACCUGCUGCGUUACGCCCUGAGCCGCGUGGAGGCCAACCCCCGAGCGCCUGAAGACGAGGGUCGGCCCGCACCGGAGGAAGGAGGCGCGGCUGUGGAGGGACAACAGGAACCGAAAGGCCGUCCGCUCUGCAAACAGAUCGUCUUCACGGCGACCGGGAAAGGCGUGUCCAAAGCCAUAACGUGUGCCGAGAUCGUGAAGCGGCGUGUGAAGGGGCUCCACCAGCUCACCCGGCUGCUGUACGGCACCGUGGUGGAGGUGUGGGAGCCGCUGGAGCCCGCCGCCGGCCUCGACAGCCUGACGGUCAGCAGGAACGUGCCCGCCAUCUGGGUCCUCCUCUCCAGAGAGCCGCUGGACUGCAGCCAGCCCGGGUACCAGGCGCCAGGACGCUACGACGCCCUGUGGGCUCAGUCCGCUGGCAGGGAGGAGGGCGGAGGGUCCACCGGGCAGAGACCGGGACACAAGAGGAAGAAAGGAGGAGGAGGAGGCAGAGGGAGAGGACCCGGACGGCAGACUGGACGGUCCAGAGAACCCGCUAAAGGCCCGAGCUGACGGAGCGUUUCACAAACUGUAAAGACUAAAACGAUGUGAGACGUUUCGGUCGAUCAGCGUCCGUGUUUCCAGGCAGCCGUUCGUUUCACUUUGUUUCUUUAACCUGAAGAGACUUCAACCUUUUCCCUUAAAAGACUCUUUAUCACUGAGUGAACACAGAACAGCUGGAAGGUUUUAGUUUAUUUCUUAUGAAAACUUCUUUUUCUGAUAUUUUUAGGGUUUGUUUUUGACCAGUUCAGUGUUUCCUUCUCUCUGAUAUUGUUCUAAUGCAGUUUGUGUUCAGAUAUUAAAUAAUUCACUGUAAUGUGAGUUAUUUUAUUUUAAGUUAAACAUUUUUAAGUAGUUUGAACUUUUUUUUUUUCACAAUACAAAUUUCUAAAUAAAGUCAGUGCCACUUAAAAUUGACAAUUAUAAUUGAGUUAAAUGAACUUGAAUAAAUAUAUUAAGUUGAGUUGAUGAGUAAAAUGCUGAGUUUUAUUUUCCAAGAAGAACUUGCGACCCCUCCAUGAAGCUUUGGUGACCCCUAGUGGGUUCCCGACUAGUAGUUGAUUUUAUUAUGUAAAUGUUAUAUUUUGACAACAUGUGAUAGCAGGGACCCUGUCAUUCAAAACUAGACUGCUACAUUACUAAUGAUUAAUGUAACUAUAGCUGAAAAUAGAGACUAUUUAUCCCUGAACAGCAUGCAGUUCAUGUAGGCUUUAUGAUGCAGGUACAUUAUGUCUUAAGUCUUGAACAGCAAUAUCCUGCUCCUCUCUACAAGAAACAGCUUCAGGACACACUUCAUCUAACAAUAUGUCAUUGUCUGCUGCUUGGGAUCUCUCAAUCACCUUAACUUGGUAGUUAAACAGCCAUUAUUGCCCUACAGUUUUCUCUCUUUCCUGCUGCUGCAGCUUCACAUUAAAAGCUUUUAACUGCCGGAUAAUGAGUUGACUUUUAUUUUGAAGCAAGUCAGUCACAGGAAGUGCCAAGUGUUUGUCAGCUAGCUUGAGAGCGUUCAACAAAAAUGUGUCAAAACAAAACGAUGACAAUAUUCCAUCCUUUAAUAAUUAAUGGACGGUGAACUCACUAUCGAGCUGUGAGAGUUUGAUGAGCUGAAACAGACCCAACAUACAUUAAAUAUACCGAUAAUAUAGAUAAUAUAGUUACUUAAAGAGAGAUCUGAUCCAGGAGCCUCGAGGAUACUUGGACCUGGUCUAAACAGCUGAAACCUGCCUGUGAUGGAUGAGUUAUCGGUCAGGAAGUUUGAUUUGUGGGUAACAAUAAUGUAAUUAAAAACACCACCGGUCCUGGUUU
Morone saxatilis (striped sea-bass) is the source of this 1987-nucleotide messenger RNA. It is a transcript of the gene rpp25l, whose product is annotated as ribonuclease P/MRP 25 subunit-like. The record is from RefSeq and is a predicted model, not a curated record. Lineage: Eukaryota; Metazoa; Chordata; Actinopteri; Moronidae. Gene Ontology annotation, cellular component: ribonuclease MRP complex. Gene Ontology annotation, biological process: tRNA 5'-leader removal. The transcript has a single exon. The coding region runs from base 32 to 694 and encodes 220 amino acids. Gene Ontology annotation, molecular function: RNA binding.